GGGGAAUUUGCCGACAGUCCCUGGGCGACGGGGCCGGCUGUGCCAGGCCGGCGCGGAGGAGGGGACCGGCGGACCAUCUCCUCCCAGAGCUUUGGAGGAGCCACCCUCGUGGCUGGGAAUUGAGUGGAGACACAGCUGGGCCACUCAGAGGCAGCGUUUCCUGGGGCCUGCAAGAGGAGGAAGGCCUGGUGCCCGCCCGUCAGCUCGAGCCCAGGCCGCACCUGCUGCACCAGCAACCCGGUCACUGAGUGGAGCCUGGCUGGAACCUUCCAAGAGCUGACUUGGGCUUCUGUGUUUUGCCAAGUGAGAGGGCGUCCUGAUGGCAGACCUGGACGCCACUCUGUUCACCAGGGAGACUCCCAGGAUGUCUGCCUCCCCGGACAACCUGAGCAUGGAGAGACGGCUGCACAACAUGACGGCGGACGACUGUUUCCAUUCUCGCAGCACCGUCCUCCAGGGGCAGCCCUUCGGGGGCAUCCCCACCGUGCUGCUCAUCAACGUCGUCUCGUGGCUGCUCGUCAUUGUGGUGUACUCCUUCCUGCGGAAAGCUGCGUGGGACUACGGGCGCCUGGCUCUGCUGAUCCACAAUGACAGCCUGACCUCGCUAAUCUAUGGGGAGCAGAGCGAGAAGUCUUCUCCCUCGGAGAUCUCCUUGGAGAUGGAACGCAAGGACAAGGGCUUCUGUUCCUGGUUCUUCAACAGCAUCACCAUGAAGGACCGGGAUCUGAUCAGCAAGUGUGGGGACGACGCCCGCAUCUACAUCACGUUCCAGUACCACCUCAUCGUCUACAUGCUCAUCCUCUGUAUCCCCUCACUGGGAGUCAUUUUGCCCAUCAACUACAGUGGAAAUGUUCUGGACUGGAAUAGUCACUUUGGCCGGACCACCAUUGUCAAUGUGCCCACAGAGAGUAAGCUCCUCUGGCUGCACAGCCUCUUCGCUUUCCUGUAUUUCAUCCUCAACUUCGUGUUCAUGGCUCGUCACUGCAUGGGGUUUGUACCCAGGGCAAGCCAAAAGGCCACAAGGACGCUGAUGAUCACCUACGUGCCCACGGACAUCCAGGACCCCGAGAUCAUCAUUAAGCACUUCCAUGAGGCCUAUCCAGGGUGCGUGGUGACCAGAGUCCACUUCUGCUACGACGUCAGGACGCUCAUUGACUUGGACGAUCAGAGGCGCCACGCCAUGCGGGGCCGGCUCUACUACACGGCCAAGGCCAAGAAGACCGGGAAGGUGAUGAUCCGCAUCCACCCCUGCUCCCGCGUGUGCUUCUGCAAGUGCUGCACCUGCUUCAAAGAGGUAGACGCAGAGCAGUACUACAGCGAGCUGGAGGAGCAGCUGACGGACGAGUUCAAUGCCGAGCUCAACCGCGUCCGGCUGAAGCGGCUGGACUUGAUCUUCGUCACCUUCCAUGACUUCAGGAUGGCCAAGCGCGUCUUGGAGGACUACAAGUACGUGCAGUGUGCCGUGGCCCCCCAGCAGUCCUCCGUGACCAACACCGUCAGAUCCUACCAGUGGAGGGUCACCCAGGCCCCGCACCCCAGAGACAUUAUCUGGAAGCACCUGUCUGUCCGACGCCUCUAUUGGUGGGCCCGCUUUAUCGCAAUCAACACCUUCCUCUUCUUCCUUUUCUUCUUCCUCACCACGCCUGCCAUCAUCAUCAACACCAUCGACAUGUACAACGUCACCCGCCCCAUCGAGAAGCUGCAGAGCCCCAUCGUGACCCAGUUCUUCCCCUCCCUGAUGCUCUGGGCCUUCACGGUGAUCAUGCCUCUGAUCGUCUACCUCUCGGCCUUCCUUGAGGCCCACUGGACUAGAUCGAGUCAGAACCUGAUCAUAGUGCACAAGUGCUACAUCUUUCUGGUCUUCAUGGUAGUCAUUCUGCCCUCGAUGGGGCUGACCAGUCUGGAUGUCUUCUUCCGCUGGCUCUUUGACAUCUACUACCUGGAGCAGGCAUCCAUCAGGUUCCAGUGUGUGUUCCUGCCAGACAACGGCGCCUUCUUCGUCAACUACGUGAUCACGGCCGCACUGCUCGGCACCGGCAUGGAGCUGAUGCGCAUGGGUUCCCUCUUCCUGUACUGCACCCGCCUGUUCUUCUCCAGAUCGGAGCCCGAGAGAGCCCACAUCAGAAAGAGCCAGGCCAUAGACUUCCAGUACGGGCGAGAGUACGCGUGGAUGUUGAAUGUCUUCAGCGUGGUCAUGGCGUACAGCAUCACUUGCCCUAUCAUUGUCCCCUUUGGGCUCCUCUACCUGAGCAUGAAGCACCUCACGGACCGCUACAACAUGUACUACUCCUACGCGCCCACCAAGCUGAACGAGCAGAUCCACAUGGCCGCCGUCCACCAGGCCAUCUUCGCGCCGCUCCUCUGCCUCUUCUGGAUGCUCUUCUUCUCCAUCCUGCGCCUAGGGUCACUACACGCCAUCACCAUCUUUUCCCUGGCCACCCUGAUCGUUUCCAUGAUAAUUGCUUUUUCCGGCAUUUUCCUGGGGAAGCUUCGGAAAGACACCGACUACGAGGCUGAGGAGACAGAGACUGUGUUUGACAUGGAGCCGAGCAGCACCUCGUCCACGCCCACCUCCCUGCUGUACGUGGCCACGGUGCUGCAAGAGCCGGAAAUGAACUUGACCCCCGCCUCCUCCCCAGCCCGGCACACCUAUGGUACCAUGAACAGUCAGCCAGAAGAGGGAGAAGAAGAAAGUGGGCUGAGGGGCUUUGCCGGGGAGUUGGACUCGGCCCAGUUCCAGGAAGGGCUGGAACUGGAGGGCCAGAGCCAGUACCACUGAUGAGGACCCGAGGCCUCCACCUGGCCACUCCAGUUGGGGGACCAGGGGACGGCCUGACCGAGGGAGGAAGGAGGGUGGCCCGACCUCCCCGCUAGCUCCUGCAGACUUUGGGAAGCCCCCGAUGGAGACAUCUGCCACCCCAGCCACGGCCACCAGGAGGCCACAACCUGCUGAGCAACUUGAACCAGAGGUGCCAAGGGCCCGCCCCACCCCGGGGCCGGGAAGGGAUGGAGAGAGGCGGCUGAAGCCCGGGACACAGAGACUAAAUGCUGGGUCAAGCUGCAGAAGGCGUGAGCAAGACAGGAGGCAGCCGAGGGAAGGCUCUCCGGGGUCACCCCUGCGCCAGCUGCCCCCUCACCGCCACCCCGAGGAGGAAGGGCGCGGGAGCUCCUUGUCACAGGCGUUCCCGCAGGGAGUCUGUAGGAGGUCUCUGCUCCCCAUGCAAGGGGCAGCUGAGCCCACAGGCGUGACGAGAGGCCACUGGGCCCCUUCCUGGUCCUCGGCCCCUCCUCAGAUUCCCCAGGAGCUGCGGGGCGGGGCCCUUCUCCGUUCCACUCUUGCAAGGGCAGCUGGGGCCUGGCUGCUCGGGGCCCAUUAAAAGAGACGUGUGUGCAUUCUGACGAAGGAACAUUCGGCUAGUUCUUGCUCGUUCAUGUGAGGCGGAGGGGGCAGAGGCAGAGUUCACAGCAGGGGGUCUUCUGGCCCCAAACUCUGGGUGGUGGGAAGCUGGAGAGACUCCCCCAAGCCCCAGAACCUGAUGAGAAGACCCCCAAAACCAAGGACACAGCCGCCAAGAGCAUCUUCUGCCUCAUACCCAUCCAAGUGCCUGGGCCCCAGCUGGCCAAGAUGGGCAACGGCUAAGGGUAAGAAAUCCAGGCUUCGAACCGGCGGCAUCAGCCAGCCCCCAGUUAGGACCCUUCCGCCGCCUCGGGAGCUGCCCUCCAGUGUGGCCCUGCUCCCGAUGCUGCAGGUGCAUCCGGCGGCGACUCACCCCAGCCCUGCCAGGAGCAGAGUGACAGCCGAGUCCCCACGGAGAAGCCCUUCAUGGUGGAGCGAGGCUGCCCUCCCAGGGCUGCUCCACCCAAGGCCUGGAAGGAGCCCAACCCUGAGCAGUGCUGGCAACACUCAGCCCUCUGCGUCUCCAGCAAGUUUCCAUGGAGACCACCAUGCAGCCCAGCAGGGAGCCACAGCGAGCCCGGCCCAGUGGCUCUGCGGCUCAGAGCCCUCUCAGCUCACCUUCCUAAGGCCUGAGCCCUGCUGUCCCCCUGCAGCCGGCGGGGCCAGGCUCAUGUCCCCCUGAGUCUUUUCACCAGGUGCUGGGCAUGCUGCUUCCCUGAGCUCUGGUCUCCCUGGCCUCAUCCUUGCUCUGCCUUUGCCACAGCCCAGGCCCGGCAGCUCCAAGCCCCAGCGCAGCUGAGGACCAGUGCUCAAGGGGCAGAUCUUGUCACCCCCUGCCCCCGGGGCACACAGGGCUUGUUCCAGAGAGCUUGGGCUGGGGAAGCUGUCUUUCCCAUUCCUUGUCCAGUUUGGAAUAAGGGGGCCUCCUCCCCCAGGAAUUUCACCAACCAACCACGGGAAGAGGCUCCUUUGACGGCAGUGUGGCCAGGCCUGGCAGGCCAUGGUGGCCGCCAGCUCCAGGAGCUGCUCCACCCCUGCAGGGUGUGAGUGCGGGAUGUGGGGGCCCUGCCAGCACCACGCCCCUGCUGACCUGCUGGUCUGUAACCACUGGCUCUGCCAUUGCCCCUCCCACCCCGGUAGCCUAGGAAGCUGCACAGAGGAAGGGGCCCACAGACCAUGUGGCAGGAGGGCUGGGGGCUUUCCCUCUGCAUUUGGGUCCAGUGCAGUGUGGUUCUGAGAGGCGGUGGUGUGAGUGUAGGGAAAGUGCCAGACUCCCUUGCUUCUGUCCCCUUCCUAGAGGCCCAGGGCAGCGGUUCCCCUUGACCUGCAGGGACCAGGGGCAACCUCACGCCCGGGCUGUCUCUGGCCACCCCCUCCACCUGCUCAGCACACACCUGUGGCACCCACCCCCAACCCAUCCACUUAAUCCUUCCUGGAGGGAGUUGCCUCCUGGGGGACCAGGUAUGGCCAAGCGCCUCUGAGAGGGGUCCUCCCGGGCCUCGAGCAGCCCCGUGCCUGCCUGCCAGUCCCCCAGCUGCUCUCUGGAAGCAAAGUGCCUAUCAGCAGCAUUGCGUCCCUGGGGGCCCCUGGCGGGGGUGGACUGACCUGGACCACCACCACUAAAGGAAUGUGCCAGAAUGCCGAACCUUCCUGUUACUAAUGCUAUGACCGUGCCUUGAAUAAACAAGUCC
Molecule: messenger RNA, 5088 nt
Organism: Lepus europaeus (European hare)
Lineage: Eukaryota; Metazoa; Chordata; Mammalia; Lagomorpha; Leporidae
Gene: TMEM63C
Product: transmembrane protein 63C
Exons: 25
Coding region: 320-2779 (819 amino acids)
Cellular component (GO): plasma membrane
Molecular function (GO): calcium-activated cation channel activity
Source: RefSeq, a predicted model, not a curated record